CCCCAGAGCGCGAGGCGCGGACCGAGAGUCGAGCGUCCGGAGCGUGCGGAGCCCCGGAUCUGCGAAGGGCGCGGGCAGUGGCCACGAUGUGCGGAAUCUUCGCCUACAUGAACUACAGAGUCCCCCGGACGAGGAAGGAGAUUUUUGAAACCCUCAUCAGGGGCUUGCAGCGACUUGAGUACAGAGGCUAUGACUCGGCAGGUGUGGCAAUCGAUGGAAAUAAUAAUGAAGUCAAAGAAAGACAUAUCCAGCUAGUCAAGAAAAGAGGAAAUGUCAAGGCUCUUGAUGAAGAACUUUACAAACAAGACAGCAUGGACUUAAAGGUGGAGUUUGAAACCCACUUUGGCAUUGCCCACACACGCUGGGCCACCCACGGGGUCCCCAAUGCUGUCAACAGCCACCCACAGCGCUCAGACAAAGGCAACGAAUUUGUUGUCAUCCAUAAUGGGAUCAUCACAAAUUACAAAGACCUGAGGAAAUUUCUGGAAAGCAAAGGCUACGAGUUUGAGUCAGAAACAGAUACAGAGACCAUCGCCAAGCUGAUUAAAUACGUGUUCGACAACAGAGAAACUGAGGACAUUACAUUUUCAACACUGGUUGAGAGAGUCAUUCAGCAGUUGGAAGGCGCAUUCGCAUUGGUCUUUAAGAGCAUCCAUUACCCAGGAGAAGCUGUUGCCACAAGGAGAGGCAGCCCCCUGCUCAUUGGAGUGCGGAGCAAAUACAAACUCUCCACAGAACAGAUCCCCGUCUUGUACCGGACACGCAAUAUUGAGAACGUGAAGAAUAUCUGUAAAACAAGGAUGAAGAGGCUGGACAGCUCAGCCUGCCUUCACGCCGUGGGUGAUAAAGCGGUGGAAUUCUUCUUUGCUUCUGAUGCAAGUGCUAUCAUAGAACACACCAACCGGGUCAUCUUCCUUGAGGAUGAUGACAUCGCCGCAGUGGCUGAUGGGAAACUCUCCAUUCACCGGGUCAAGCGUUCGGCUAGUGAUGACCCAUCUCGAGCCAUCCAGACCUUGCAGAUGGAACUGCAGCAAAUCAUGAAAGGUAACUUCAGUGCAUUUAUGCAGAAGGAGAUCUUUGAACAGCCAGAGUCAGUUUUCAAUACCAUGAGAGGUCGCGUGAAUUUCGAGACCAACACAGUGCUCCUGGGUGGCUUGAAGGACCACUUGAAGGAGAUUCGAAGAUGCCGGCGUCUCAUCGUGAUUGGCUGUGGAACCAGCUACCACGCCGCUGUGGCCACACGGCAAGUUUUGGAGGAACUGACCGAGCUCCCAGUGAUGGUUGAACUUGCUAGCGACUUUCUGGACAGGAACACGCCCGUGUUCAGGGACGAUGUUUGCUUUUUCAUAAGCCAGUCAGGGGAGACCGCUGACACCCUCCUGGCGCUGCGCUACUGUAAGGACCGCCGGGCUCUGACCGUGGGCGUCACCAACACCGUGGGCAGCUCCAUCUCCCGAGAGACCGAUUGCGGCGUCCACAUCAACGCGGGCCCAGAGAUCGGCGUGGCCAGCACCAAGGCUUACACCAGUCAGUUCAUCUCCCUGGUGAUGUUUGGCCUGAUGAUGUCCGAGGACCGAAUUUCUCUACAAGACAGAAGGCGGGAGAUCAUUCAUGGCCUGAGAUCUUUACCUGGGCUGAUCAAGGAAGUCUUGUCGCUGGAUGAGAAGAUCCAUGACCUGGCCCUGGAGCUCUACACGCAGAGGUCACUCCUGGUCAUGGGGCGGGGCUACAACUACGCCACGUGCUUGGAAGGAGCCCUGAAAAUUAAAGAGAUAACCUACAUGCACUCAGAAGGCAUCCUGGCUGGGGAGCUGAAGCAUGGGCCCCUGGCGCUGAUUGACAAGCAGAUGCCCGUCAUCAUGGUCAUCAUGAAGGAUCCUUGCUUUGCCAAAUGCCAGAACGCCCUGCAGCAGGUCACAGCCCGCCAGGGCCGCCCGAUUAUACUGUGCUCCAAGGAUGACACUGAGAGUUCCAAGUUUGCAUAUAAAGCGAUCGCGCUGCCCACCACCGUGGACUGCCUCCAGGGCGUCCUGAGCGUGAUCCCGCUCCAGCUCCUCUCCUUCCACCUGGCUGUCCUCCGAGGAUAUGACGUUGACUUCCCCAGAAAUCUGGCCAAGUCUGUAACCGUGGAAUGAGAACAAGAGCAUGAGGAAACCAUCGCCACCUUUAGUCUCGUUCAAGACCUGUCCCAGUGAUGCCAAGGGGGAAGAAGAGCGGGCAUUCUGCGUGUUCUGAGUAGAUCCCAGUAGAGCUUAACAGCUUUGACGUGCCUUGUACCCAAGUGCUUUGCUUACAGCAGAUACUGUUUCUCCAUGUCCUGAAGUCUCCAGAGGAGAAGGGAAUCGUUUACACAUGGGGAUCAGAGCGGACUUUUCCACUACCGUGCAAUAGAGAUACAGCUCUCUUCAGAGUAACUGUGAACCUUUUUUAACCAACACUAGUUAGUUUUAAAAGACAAAAUAUUUAUAAUAAUUGUAUAGCUUUUAAGUUAUUUUUCUGGUACAUGGCUGUCUGUAGCCAAGGUAAUGACCAGACUGUGCACCCCAGCUAGGGCAGAGUGCCCAGUCUCCUGGCAGGGGACAUUCCUCUCAGAUUUGAGCACAAAGCAAUGCCCCUCUGGACUCCUUUCUCCUUUCCCAUCCUCUUUUGGCUGCUCCUGAAUCCUGUCCCCUCAUGUCAGGGAGGCCUCCCGCCAUCUUCCUAUGCGUCCUGUAAGUCUUGUCAAAAUCUUAAUGUCCUUCAACGGUUUCUUCUUGUCUAAAUCUCUUCAACUUUUGUUUAAUCUGAUCAUGGUUCUUUUUAAGCCCAGGCAGCAUUUAAUCCCUGCUCCUGCCCAUAGUAAAAGAGCUUGAAAUAUCUCAUGCAAGAGAGUACUUUCAAGGGGCUACCUUGCCCUCUAUUUAAAAGUGUGCACAAAGUACUAUGCAAUAUUAAGACAAUAAAGACAGUACAAUUUU
Equus quagga is the source of this 2957-nucleotide messenger RNA. RefSeq names its product glutamine-fructose-6-phosphate transaminase 2 (gene GFPT2). The transcript is spliced from 19 exons. The record is from RefSeq and is a predicted model, not a curated record. The coding region runs from base 87 to 2135 and encodes 682 amino acids. Lineage: Eukaryota; Metazoa; Chordata; Mammalia; Perissodactyla; Equidae. Gene Ontology annotation, molecular function: L-glutamine:D-fructose-6-phosphate transaminase (isomerizing) activity; carbohydrate derivative binding. Gene Ontology annotation, biological process: protein N-linked glycosylation; UDP-N-acetylglucosamine metabolic process; fructose 6-phosphate metabolic process.